Onthophagus taurus is the source of this 2086-nucleotide messenger RNA. RefSeq names its product SH2/SH3 adaptor protein dock (gene dock). Gene Ontology annotation, molecular function: signaling adaptor activity; receptor tyrosine kinase binding. Lineage: Eukaryota; Metazoa; Arthropoda; Insecta; Coleoptera; Scarabaeidae. The record is from RefSeq and is a predicted model, not a curated record. Gene Ontology annotation, cellular component: cytoplasm. Gene Ontology annotation, biological process: cell migration; ephrin receptor signaling pathway.
AGAAAACCUGUAAACGCCAUCUGACGGUGGACGUAAUUAAUUAAAUCGUACGUUUGCUGGUGUCUGGUUUUUGAGGGUGGGAGGCUUCGGAUCGGCAGAUAAUCUUGUUUAUACGUUUUCUAUACGUAUGUGUUUUAAAGGAACAUGUCGAGUCUUAAACACGAUUAGGGCAUGAUUGUCGACUGUAGCUUGACACUUGCUUGCGGUAAUGUUGGACGUCAAAUCAAUGCGCGGAAAUCCUGAGGUCAACUCCUGGCAAAAUAAGAGCAACUACUCGGUUAAACCACCGCCUCACCACAUGGCUACCCCAAAUAGACACGGAAAAAUUAGUCAAGACGACAUAUGUUACGUCGUCGCAAAAUACGACUACACGGCCCAAAGUGGUCAGGAGCUCGAUUUACGGAAAAACGAACGUUGCAUCUUAUUGGACGAUUCCAAGCAUUGGUGGAGAGUCCAAAAUUCGAAAAACCAGUCCGGAUAUGUGCCCAGUAAUUAUGUUAAGAAAGAAAAACCGUCUUUAUUCGAUAGCAUAAAGAAAAAAGUAAAAAAAGGUGGCUCCGGUUCGAAAACGUUGCCAUCAAAUAAUUCUCCGUCAAGAACUAUUGAAUCUCCAAAUAUGGCCAGAAGACUACCCGCCGAUCCAAUGGAAGCUAUCGGCGUUGCCGUUGUUAAAUAUAAUUAUCAAGCGCAACAACCCGAUGAGUUAUCAUUGGUUAAAGGAUCUAGAAUACUCAUUUUAGAAAAGAGUAAUGAUGGAUGGUGGCGUGGACAAAGUGGAAAUAUGGUUGGAUGGUUUCCUUCGAAUUACACUCAAGAAGAAGGUGAUGCUGAUGAUACUCUUCAUACUUAUGCAAUGGCAGAAAACGUCCUCGAUAUAAUGGUAGCUUUGUACUCAUUUACUUCUACAAAUGAUCAGGAAUUGUCUUUUGAAAAAGGAGAUAGAUUGGAAAUUUUAGAUCGACCUGCAUCAGAUCCAGAAUGGUACAAAGCUAGGAACGCUCAGGGUCAAAUCGGUUUGGUACCUCGUAAUUACCUCCAAGAACUCUCUGAAUAUUUAACGCAACCAUACCAAGAAAGGAGAGAACGGAUCGAAACGAACGAGCGACAACCGGACGGCUUAAUUGAUCGACCUCAUCUCGUUGGAAAACCGUGGUAUUAUGGAAAUAUCACCAGAAAUCAUUGCGAUACCCUUCUUAAUACUCAUGGCCAUGAUGGAGAUUUCUUAAUUCGAGACAGCGAAACAAAUGUUGGGGAUUAUUCAGUUUCAUUAAAAGCUCCUGGUCGUAACAAACACUUUCGAGUACACGUAGAAGGAGCCCUUUAUUGUAUUGGUCAACGGAAGUUUCACACGUUGGAUCAACUGGUUGAUCAUUAUCAACGAGCUCCGAUUUACACCAACAAACAAGGCGAAAAGUUGUACUUAGUGCGGCCGUUACCCGGAAACGGAUAACCACUUUCGCUUGAAAAAUAUGAAAAUAAUGAAAAAGAGGAGCUCGGAAAAUUUUACGCACGCGAUUUUAGUAAAAUUGCAACGGAAUUACACAACACUUCGGUGCGUAUCGUGACAGCUUUUUAAUUUUUUAAGUCAAAAUUUUCGAAUUUUCUUUUUUGUAUUUUUGAGAUUUUGAAAGAGUGUUGUUUUUGGUUGUUUUUUAUUUUAUAACUUGGACCGGCGCAGUUUUUUGGUAAGUACGAAGUGGAUAUAUCGUAAUCGUAAGAGUAAUCGCUUUAGUACGCAAGGAAAAAAAAAGAUAUAAUUCACGUAUCGUAAGGAUAAUUUAUAACUAUGCAUAUAAAAAAAUAAAAUAUACUCAAGUUUUUGUAUAUCGUCCCAUAUUUAUUUCGUAAGAGAAAAAAUAAUAGAUAUUAUUGUGUAUAUAGGAGUAUGUAAAGGAUAUAAAAUGUUUUUGUUUUAAAAAACCUUUCUUUUUUUUGUUUUUUUUUUGUUUCUAAAUCAAUUUUUGUUUCUUCUUUUAUUAUAAAUUUUUAUUUUAUUUUUUCUGUCGAAUCUUAAGACUGUACAUAAUUGACGAAGUUUGUAUUUUUAUUUUUUAUUAUUUUAAUAAAACAAACGAUUAUAAUUUUA